Molecule: messenger RNA, 654 nt
Organism: Nomascus leucogenys (northern white-cheeked gibbon)
Lineage: Eukaryota; Metazoa; Chordata; Mammalia; Primates; Hylobatidae
Product: choriogonadotropin subunit beta 3
Exons: 3
Coding region: 134-634 (166 amino acids)
Biological process (GO): G protein-coupled receptor signaling pathway
Cellular component (GO): extracellular region; cytoplasm
Molecular function (GO): hormone activity
Source: RefSeq, a predicted model, not a curated record
GCACCAAGGAUGGAGAUGUUCCAGGUAAGACUGCAGGGCCCCUGGGCACCUUCCACCUCCUUCCAGGCCAUCACUGGCAUGAGAAGGGGCAGACCCGUGUGAGCUGUGGAAGGAGGCCUCUUUCUGGAGGGACAUGACCCCCAGUAAGCUUCAGGGGCUGCUGAUGUUGCUGCUGCUGAGCAUGGGCGGGACAUGGGCAUCCAGUGAGCCGCUUCGGCCACGGUGCCACCCCGUCAAUGCCACCCUGCCUAUCGAGAAGGAAGGCUGCUCCGUGUGCGUCACCGUCAACACCACCAUCUGUGCCGGCUACUGUGCCACCAAGACGAGGGUGCUGCAGUCCGUCAUGCCGCCCCUGCCUCAGGCGGUGUGCAACUACCGCGAUGUGCGCUUCGAGUCCAUCCGGCUCUCUGGCUGCCGGCGCGGCGUGAACCCCGUGGUCUCCUACGCCGUGGCUCUCAGCUGUCAAUGUGGACUCUGCCGCCGCAGCACUACUGACUGCGGGGGUCCCAAGGACCACCCCUGGACCUGUGACGACCCCCGCUUCCAGGACUCCUCUUCCUCAAAGGCCCCUCCCCCCAGCCUUCCGAGUCCAUCCCGACUUCCGGAGCCCGCAGACGCCCGGAUCCGCCCAUAAUUAAAGCUUCUCAAUCCGCA